CGGUCUCAUUAGCGUGGACACGCGUGUCUGGAUUUUAGCUACCGCGCCCAAACGGCCACACUUGCGCUGCAAUUUAUUUUAUUUUCACGUGUGGCAGGAAACGCGAGCCCCCAAAAACCACCAAACCAAACAAACCGAUCAGGUUAGGCGGUGCCAAACAAGACGACGGCAUCACACUUAAAAUAAAUCGAGCCAAUAAUCAAAACUUUUGGGCCAGGAUACCGCCAUUAGCGUUCCUCCGGCCGGAAGAAGAAGAAGCACGUGUGCGGCGCGGCAAGGGUGAAAUUUUGUGCAAGAAAAAUCGCAACAAAAUCCGGAGCCACCAGAAGUGCAAUCUAUAAUCUAUAGAAGUAUAAAGGAAAUAGAAGAAGAUGGUGCCAAUUGGAGCCGUGCAUGGCGGCCAUCCCGGCGUAGUGCAUCCGCCGCCGCAGCCAAUGCCAACGGCGCCCACCGGCCCCAACUCAUUGCAGCCAAGUUCGGUGGCGGCCGGCGUCAAUACUAGCGCCAACACCAGCGUCUCCUCCAACAAGGGAUCUCUGUCGGUGAAGCCCAACUACACGCUCAAGUUCACGCUCGCCGGCCACACCAAGGCGGUGUCGGCUGUGAAGUUCAGUCCCAACGGCGAAUGGCUCGCCAGUUCAUCCGCCGAUAAACUGAUUAAAAUCUGGGGCGCCUACGAUGGAAAGUUUGAGAAGACCAUUUCGGGCCACAAGCUGGGCAUCAGCGAUGUGGCAUGGAGCUCUGAUUCCCGGCUGCUGGUCAGCGGCAGCGACGACAAAACCCUGAAGGUCUGGGAGCUCAGCACUGGCAAGAGCCUGAAAACCCUAAAGGGUCACAGCAACUACGUCUUCUGCUGUAAUUUCAACCCGCAAUCGAACCUGAUCGUGUCGGGCAGCUUCGACGAGAGCGUUCGCAUCUGGGAUGUACGCACGGGCAAGUGCCUGAAGACCCUGCCCGCCCACUCUGAUCCAGUGUCGGCGGUGCACUUCAACCGCGACGGCUCACUGAUUGUGAGCAGCAGCUACGAUGGAUUGUGCCGCAUCUGGGACACCGCCAGUGGACAGUGCCUGAAGACCCUCAUCGACGACGACAACCCGCCAGUUAGCUUUGUAAAGUUUUCGCCAAAUGGCAAGUACAUUCUGGCGGCCACGCUGGACAACACCCUGAAGCUGUGGGACUACUCCAAGGGCAAGUGCCUGAAGACGUAUACCGGACACAAGAACGAGAAGUACUGCAUUUUCGCCAACUUUUCGGUUACGGGCGGCAAGUGGAUUGUGAGUGGAAGCGAGGACAACAUGGUGUAUAUUUGGAAUCUGCAGAGCAAGGAGGUGGUGCAGAAGCUACAGGGACACACAGACACCGUUCUGUGCACCGCCUGCCAUCCCACUGAGAACAUAAUUGCCUCGGCGGCGCUCGAGAACGACAAGACCAUAAAGUUGUGGAAGUCGGACACAUAGAUGAUCGCUGGUAUCCAGCUGUAUAGAUGAUGAAACGGAACAGGAGGAGAGUAAUAAGCAGCCGUAGCAGCUAAAAACUAAAACUAAAAACACACAUACAUUUCUUGAAUAAUCUAAUUUUAACGAAAAAAGUUCUAAUUUAAUUUAAUCCUUUUUUUUUAUAUAUUCAUAUUUAAUCGUCACACUCUUUAAGUCAAAGUCUUAUCCUUUAAUCACAAUUUAAAAACUCACAUUCUAAGACAAACGUUGGGCAUGCCUUGCCUUAUAUACAUACACACUAUAAAUGGUAAAAAAAAACACACAAAAAAAACUUAAAAACAAAAAAAAAAGUAAAAAGUAAAUAAUGUAUAAAUAAAUAUAUUUAUUAGCCUAAUACAUUGGCCACAAAGUUAAGAAGAAUUCCCCGAAAAACAAGAAAACAAAUAUUUCUUUUGUAACCUUUGCCACAAAACACCCCGCCCUCAAAAUUGAUGAUCUUUUGGUGUCGUGAAAACUAAAUUUAAGAAAACUCACACACAAAAAAAAAUGUUUUUCUGGUUCGCAAGCCGGAGUACAAGAAAGAAUAUAUAUAAAAUACGAAAAAUGUAAAUUUAAAAUAAAUGAUAUGUCCUUAAUAACGCUUAGCUUGCCAGUGGUAAGUGAGCGUUUUGCGAGGGGAGUCACAUAUUUGUAACAAUUUAAAGUGUUUUUAUUUUCUUUAUGGUAAAUAAUUUUUUGUGGAAAAUAUCUUAGAUUUAAAAUUUUAAUGGUCUUCAGUGCUUAUUUUCAAAUCUCCCUCUUAAUCGCAAUUUUAAAAAUACUUUUAUCGAAUGUUAAUCAACACUAGUUAUCGAUAAAUAACGCGCUAAGAACAAAAUUGAGCGCCAACUGGGCACAUUGCUGGGCAGCAGCGGUUAAAAUAUUAAUCAGAAAAAAGUCGACUAAAACGCUGUGACGGUCAAUCGCUUGGGGCUGAAUCUGCAUUCUAAGCCAAGAUGUGCGCGCGUAUCAACGACAACACAAACGCCCAGUCCUCAUAGUGAAUUGGCAAUUGCAUUUUUUGAUUACCAACCGCCACACACUUACACCACACUCACCCACACAUCGCCACUGUCACACGCGUAGUGAAAAAUUGCAAUAAAAAAAAAAAAAAAAGGCGUCUACAAGGAAAUAGCCGUGUGGGAAAAUCGAUAGAUUUUCAGCCGCCGUUUAAAUUGUGUUGGUUCCCAGCAUAUUAAUUCAUUGUGCUUUCAAACGAUCUGUCGGUUUAAGUUGAUAUAUUCUCAUAAUAUAUAUAUAAUUUUUUUUUUUUUUGCUGGUGCAAAGUACGCUCUCCGAAAUUGGCAAGAGCGGUCGGUCAACCGGUGAAGAGAGGUGAAAAAAAAAAGAAAACGAAAAAAAAAGUGUAAAAACGGGGGGGAG
Drosophila ananassae is the source of this 2858-nucleotide messenger RNA. RefSeq names its product protein will die slowly (gene wds). The coding region runs from base 372 to 1457 and encodes 361 amino acids. Gene Ontology annotation, molecular function: histone binding. The transcript has 3 exons. Lineage: Eukaryota; Metazoa; Arthropoda; Insecta; Diptera; Drosophilidae. Gene Ontology annotation, cellular component: Set1C/COMPASS complex. The record is from RefSeq and is a predicted model, not a curated record.